Molecule: messenger RNA, 2007 nt
Organism: Merops nubicus (carmine bee-eater)
Lineage: Eukaryota; Metazoa; Chordata; Aves; Coraciiformes; Meropidae
Product: multidrug resistance protein 1A-like
Exons: 13
Coding region: 1-2007 (668 amino acids)
Biological process (GO): transmembrane transport
Cellular component (GO): membrane
Molecular function (GO): ABC-type transporter activity; ATP binding; ATP hydrolysis activity
Source: RefSeq, a predicted model, not a curated record
AUGGGGCCAUCAUUAUGCUCUUUCCAGGUCAGAGAAGGACGUACUACACUUGUUAUCACUCAUCAUUUGUCAACAGUUCGAAAUGCAGACCUUAUAGCUGCAUUUGAAAAUGGUGUCAUCGCAGAACAAGGGACUCAUAGUGAGCUAAUGAAGCAGAAGGGAAUUUACUACAAGCUUGUUAAUAUGCAGGUAGCUUUUUCACAAAAUUUUUUUCAUAGUUUUUAUCAUGUUGAUAAAAACAUACCUCCAGUUUCAUUUUUUAAAAUUAUGAAACUGAACAAAACUGAAUGGCCGUACUAUGUUGUUGGAACUUUAUGUGCAAUUAUCAAUGGGGCUUUGCAACCCAUAUUUUCAGUCAUCAUUUCAGACGUUAUAGGGAUGUUUGUAGAGAAAGGAGAGGUUGCCAUCAGGGAGACAAGUAGUACAUAUGCACUGCUGUUCUUAGGGUUUGGACUAAUUUCUUUUGUCACUUUUUUUCUUCAGGGUUUCACAUUUGGCAAAGCUGGAGAAAUCCUUACAAUGAGACUUCGAUCCAUGGCAUUUAGAGCAAUUUUGAGACAGGAGAUCAGCUGGUUUGAUGAUCCCAAAAAUAGCACUGGAGCAUUAAUAACAAGACUUGCUAAUGAUGCCUCAGAAGUGAAAGGAGCUACAGGUUCCAGACUGGCACUAGUUGCCCAAAAUGUAGCUAAUCUCGGCACUGGAAUUGUUCUGUCUUUGAUCUAUGGCUGGCAGCUGACUCUCCUGCUUUUAGCCAUUGUGCCAGUUAUUGCUAUAACAGGAAUGAUUCAAAUGAAGAUGCUUGCUGGGCAUGCAAAAAAACAUAAGAAGGAACUGGAAAUUGCAGGAAAGAUUGCUUCAGAAGCCAUAGAAAAUAUUAGAACUGUUGUUACUUUGACUCAGGAAAGGAAAUUUGAGUUUAUGUACGGACAAAGUCUGCAAACAUCAUACAGGAAUGCUGCAAAGAAGGCACAUAUCUUCGGAUUUACUUUUGCCUUUACACAAGCUAUUAUGUACUUUACUUACGCUGGCUGUUUUAGGUUUGGUGCCUAUCUAGUGACAAACCGACACAUGCGCUUUAAAGAUGUGCUUCUGGUUUUUUCAGCUAUUGUAUUUGGAGCGAUUGCUUUAGGACAAAGCACUUCCUUCACUCCAGACUAUGCCCAGGCCAAGAUGUCUGCUGCCCACUUGUUCAUGCUGUUUGAAAGAGUGCCGUCCAUAGACAGCUACAGCGAGGAGGGACAGAAGCCUAAAAUAUUUGGUGGAAACAUAACAUUCAAGGAUGUGGCAUUUAACUACCCAACUCGACCAGAGAUCAAAGUGCUUCAAGGUUUGAACAUGAAUGUAGAAAAAGGACAGACCCUGGCUCUUGUUGGCAGCAGUGGCUGUGGAAAGAGCACUGUUGUUCAGCUGCUUGAGAGAUUUUAUGAUCCACUCAGUGGAGAAGUGCUGCUGGAUGGCCAAAAUGCAAAGACACUAAACCUCCGUUGGCUGAGAGCGCAGAUCGGCAUCGUCUCACAAGAGCCCAUCCUGUUUGACUGCACCAUUGCCGAAAACAUCGCCUACGGGGAUAACAGCCGGCAGGUCUCGCACGAGGAGAUCGUCAGUGCAGCUAAAGAAGCCAACAUCCAUUCCUUCAUUGAAUCCCUGCCAAAGAAAUACAGCACACGUGUGGGAGACAAGGGAACUCAGCUCUCCGGUGGUCAGAAGCAACGUGUCGCUAUCGCUCGAGCUCUCGUACGGCAGCCCCAGAUCCUGCUGCUAGAUGAAGCUACCUCUGCACUGGACAUAGAAAGUGAGAAGAUAGUGCAGGAGGCGCUGGAUAAAGCCAGAGAAGGCCGCACCUGCAUCGUGAUAGCUCACCGCCUCUCCACCAUCCAGAGCGCCGACAAGAUCGCUGUCAUCCAGAACGGCAAGGUCGUAGAGCAAGGGACCCACCAGCAGCUCCUGGCCGAAAAAGGCAUCUACUAUUCUCUGGUCAAUGUUCAGAGUGGGUCACACAAAGUAUGA